CACGCCCCCGCGGGACCCCCGCCCGCCUUCGUCAGCUCGGCCGACCUGCUGAAGCUGCGCUCGCUGGGCGAGGGGCCCCCCAAGGAGCUCAAGAUCCGCCUGAUCAAGGUGGAGAGCGGGGCCGGGGGGCCCGGGGGGAUCCCCGGGCUCGGGGGGACGCCCGCCGGUGACGCCUUGGUGGCCUCGGAGGUGGCCGAGCCCCGGGGGCUGCCCCUGGCGCAGCUGACGAUCCGGCACAGCGCCGCCGAGGUGGUGCGCGCCAGCAAGCAGGCGCGGCUGAAGGGGCCGUUCCGCGAGUCCUACCUGUGCCCGGCGCAGUCGGUGAAGCCGCGCAUCGACGCGCGCGAGCAGCUGCCCCGGGACAAGCUCAACCCGCCCACGCCCAGCAUCUACCUGGAGAGCAAACGCGACGCCUUCUCGCCCGUGCUGCUGCAGUUCUGCACCGACCCCAAGAACCCCAUCACCGUCAUCCGGGGCCUGGCGGGCUCCCUGCGCCUCAACCUGGGGCUGUUCAGCACCAAGACCCUGGUGGAGGCCAGCGGCGAGCACGCGGUCGAGGUGCGCACGCAGGUGCAGCAGCCCUCGGACCAGAACUGGGACCUGUCGGGGACGCGCCAGGUGUGGCCCUGCGAGAGCAGCCGCUCCCACACCACCAUCGCCAAGUACGCCCAGUACCAGGCCUCCUCCUUCCAGGAGUCCCUGCAGGUGAGGGGGCACGGCCGGGGUCUCUCAGGUGACAGGGUCUGGGUCUCUCAGGUGACAGGGCGUGGCCCCCGGGCGGGCCGUGCCCCAGGUGGGUGCCCCCCGGGUGACACGGCUGUCCCCGUGUCGCUGCCCCGCAGGUGGAAGCCGCAGCUGCAGGAGCUGCUGAAGCUGCCGGCGUUCAUGCGCGUGUCCUCCACGGGGAACAUGCUGAGCCACGUGGGCCACACCAUCCUGGGCAUGAACACCGUGCAGCUCUACAUGAAGGUGCCCGGCAGCCGCACGCCCGGCCACCAGGAGAACAACAACUUCUGCUCGGUGAACAUCAACAUCGGCCCCGGCGACUGCGAGUGGUUCGCGGUGCACGAGCACUACUGGGAGACCAUCUCCGCCUUCUGCGACAGGCACGGCGUGGACUACCUGACGGGCUCGUGGUGGCCCAUCCUGGAGGACCUGUACCGCUCCAACAUCCCGGUGUACCGCUUCGUGCAGCGCCCCGGCGACCUGGUGUGGAUCAACGCCGGCACCGUGCACUGGGUGCAGGCCACGGGCUGGUGCAACAACAUCGCCUGGAACGUGGGGCCGCUCACCGGUGUCCCCUGUGCCCCGGCUGUCCCAGGUGUCCCAGGUGUCCCCAGGUGUCCCAGGUGUCUGAGGUGUCCCUGUGCCCGCAGGUACUGCCUGCUGCAGUCCAUCAAGCACUGCCAGGUGCAGCGCGAGAGCCUGGUGCGCGCGGGCAAGAAGAUCGCGUACCAGGGCCGCGUCAAGGACGAGCCGGCCUACUACUGCAACGAGUGCGACGUGGAGGUGUUCAACAUCCUGUUUGUGACGAGCGAGACGGGCGGGCGCAACACGUACCUGGUGCACUGCGAGGGCUGCGCGCGGCGCCGCGGCGGCGGCCUGGCCGGCGUGGUGGUGCUCGAGCAGUACAAGACCGAGGAGCUGAUGCAGAUCUACGACGGCUUCACGCUGGUGACGCCGCCGACCCCCAGAUGAGGCCGGGCCCCCCCCCCGGGCACCCCCCCCCCCCCCCCCCCC
Passer montanus (Eurasian tree sparrow) is the source of this 1740-nucleotide messenger RNA. RefSeq names its product lysine-specific demethylase 6B-like. The annotation marks the transcript as partial. Lineage: Eukaryota; Metazoa; Chordata; Aves; Passeriformes; Passeridae. Gene Ontology annotation, biological process: regulation of gene expression; heart development. The transcript has 11 exons. Gene Ontology annotation, molecular function: chromatin DNA binding; RNA polymerase II cis-regulatory region sequence-specific DNA binding; histone H3K27me2/H3K27me3 demethylase activity. Gene Ontology annotation, cellular component: MLL3/4 complex. The record is from RefSeq and is a predicted model, not a curated record.